Messenger RNA from Gamsiella multidivaricata, 2094 nucleotides. RefSeq lists its product as uncharacterized. The record is from RefSeq and is a predicted model, not a curated record. Gene Ontology annotation, biological process: regulation of DNA-templated transcription. NCBI's taxonomy places the organism in Eukaryota, Fungi, Mortierellomycota, Mortierellomycetes, Mortierellales, Mortierellaceae. The transcript is spliced from 5 exons. The coding region runs from base 128 to 1975 and encodes 615 amino acids. Gene Ontology annotation, molecular function: zinc ion binding; sequence-specific DNA binding.
CUCUUAUCCUAUCCAUUCUACCCGCGCCCGUCCCUGUCGCCUUGGUCCAAGCACAGCCAGAAACCUACAGUCCGCCAAUCUCUCAAUUCCCUCGUCUGGGUCUUUGAACGUUGCAUGCAACCGUUUAAUGUCCUCCUUCAAUUCUGUGAGCUACAGUGGCAACACACCAGCUAAUACUAUUGAACACAGACAGCGUCCCUCGUCUCCUCUACCACCCAAAGAUUCUCUUUUCCAACACGCGCACCCACAACAUCUGCACCACGAUCAACACCAGCGUCCGCACCAGCAACAGCAGCAGGAAGCUCACUAUCCUCACCUGCAGCACGAGUACCCAUACUCUCAUCAACAGCGGGAUAUAUGUGAGAUGCAACGCAAUGUCAACUUGCUUCCCAACGCCGGCAAAAAACUGACGCUGGCCAGGAUCGAGGGCGAGGACGAAGAGUUGGAAGUCAUCGGCAACGGCAUCAAUGGUUCAUUCGAAUCCCGUUCCUCCAAAUCUCGACUCCUGAUGAGGUUACCCAAUCUUAAGUACAAUUAUCCAGAGGCGUCUGUGCAGAACUUCAGUCCUGGAACGAGUUUAAUAUUCAAUGCCUUUAAAGGACAUGGCGGGCUCCUGACCCAGCCGUACAUGGAAGAUACCUACGAAUCCACAAACGACAACGCGAACAGGCGAAUCCUUAACCCACUUUCUCAGGAAGCGGAUGUAGAACAGGAUUCCCGUCAACGUGUUAUUUUUGAGCAACGUGGGAGUAAUAGCUACUCCCCAUAUCAUCAUCAGCGGACGCUCGAGCACUCGCCCUAUCGCGCACCUCAUGAGCACCAGUUCCAUCCAUACCAGAUCAAUGGUCACAGCGGUGAAUUGAAAGACCACCGAGACUACCGUGAGCCGAGAGACGCUCGUGGAUAUAGCGAUCUGCGAGAGCGUGGCAGUCCAAGGAAUCGACCGGCCCAGCGGUCGCCUGGGAUGGCAUCUUCAUCAGCAACGGCGCCGCCCGAAUCAGCGGGUCCGUCAGCGGCACCGAUCGAACAGGGCUAUGAUAGCCGGAAUAGGAUAUCAAAUCACAGGAUAGCUGAAUACCACGAGCAUCUUCGGUCCCGCGGUGAUUUCCCGCCAUUCCCUCCAUCACAGGCACCGCAGCACACGAUGCUGGACCCAGCACACAUUAUAGCACCAUCGCACCCCACACAACCGGCGUCGCAAUAUUGGGACAAACGGAACAGUGACCUACCAGAUGCUGCUCGUCCGUAUGAACGCAACAAUAGUAGCGGCAGCAUCAACAGUCGCAACCCACUGUUUCAACCUGUACCACAGCAACGACAACCAGUGGAUACGUGGGAAGGCCCUCCUGAUCACCAGCCACCCUAUGCAACCCCCGCUAUUGACAUUCCACUGCCGCGUAAUCAGGGCUCCGUCAACUAUGCCGGCGACUUUGACCAUCGCGACUCUGUAGAUAGCGGCAUGCAGGAUCGGCAGGAUCGGCAGCACCAAUUUUACAUGCAGCAACCACAGCCUUCAAUGGCUGGUGGAUCUAUGGGGUCGCCGGGUUUUCGUGCACCUUUUAGUCCACGGACAGCAGGCCCUCGCUAUUCGUUUUCGCGGAUCAACUAUCGCAUGAUUUUCGAAUAUGCAAGCGAGAUUCGGGAGUGCUUGAUCAAGGGCAAGGUUGGCACGACCGAUCGACUCCUGUACAAUGCUGAAAUUUUGAGCAAAGUCUUUAUGGGUUGCCGAUCUGACGUUGAUCCAAACGCACCAGCUGAGGAGGAAACGCAGGCUCUCAAUCCACAUCAACUGCGAUGUACAUCUUGUAACAUUGUCAAGACACCAGAGUGGCGAAAAGGACCUCUAGGUCCUCGAACGCUCUGCAACGCGUGUGGGCUGAGUAAGCAUUCAUCGCACUUCGGGAUUACGAGAGAUGAGCAUGGGUAUUGUGCACCGUACUCACCAAGAGGUCUGCUGGCUUUUUUCGUAUGGUAAACAAUAGUCUGGGGCAAAAUGUCGCGGAACAAAGCUGCACUGGUGGCAAAGAACAAAUUAGAAUUGUCUUUGAAAGCAGAGCCACCUGCCAAUACAGAGGAUACACAGAUGACCGAUGC